Molecule: messenger RNA, 4739 nt
Organism: Diceros bicornis minor
Lineage: Eukaryota; Metazoa; Chordata; Mammalia; Perissodactyla; Rhinocerotidae
Gene: PPIL6
Product: peptidylprolyl isomerase like 6
Exons: 7
Coding region: 2064-2942 (292 amino acids)
Biological process (GO): protein peptidyl-prolyl isomerization
Molecular function (GO): peptidyl-prolyl cis-trans isomerase activity
Source: RefSeq, a predicted model, not a curated record
UAUUUGGGGUUUGGGGAAUGAGCAAAGUUUUGCCUGAAUUAUUGACCUAUGCGUUGUUUUGGAAAAAGUGAAGGAGUAAUUUCAGUGCAACUAGAUUUUAUUUCUCUAACGUAUGCACUUUUCCUAAAUUAUUUCAAUCAUUUUACCAGGCUGAUUUUAGGAAAAAGUAAAACAUUUACAGGAUUUUCUUUGGGAAGGCAUGUGAUGAAGGUAAGUUUUAAACUCUCAGUGCUGCUAUUCACCCCUGCGGAUGGCUACCCCUCCUUCCUAGCACAUCGUACACUUCCUGUGACGCCCUGGCACUCAGGUCACUGUGGCCUGGCACUCUUCUUGGCCCUAACUCUGAAAGGUUUUGGUGUGUGCAGCACAGACACAGCGGGAGGCUUGUGUGGGCCUAUUGCCUAGGGGAGCUCUGAUGACAGGCACUAAGUUCCCAGAGAGUAGCCUUGUCCUCAUUGCCACUUCCUUCCCUGCAUUCUCUCCUCUAGUGGUACCCUGGAGGACCCCAGACCCUAGGGCUAGCAGAGCUUAUCCAGGAGUGGCAGAUAGGUUUCCUCUUGGGUGUCAACCCUCAUCAGUUGGUAAUGCUGCCUGGAGCAUGUGAUAUGAGGGAUUCUAAGGUGGCAUCCAGGCUCAGCAAUGUCUGGUGUUGAGGGGGGAGGCUGGGCUGGGGUACGCCUCCUGCUUAUCACCCCUGGCCCUGUCCUGUAGAGGGUCCCAGUCCUGGUUUCCCUGCCUCACCCCACCUCCCCAGUGGCUGAUGAAAUCCUAUGUCCCGUGACCACAGCAGUUGCGACUGCUCUGUGCUUGGUUGCAGAAGGAUGUCCCGUGAUCCUGUGGUUAUCAUGUAGAUAGUGUUGCUUUACACGACCACUUCACACUCUGCUCAGUCACAUGAACCGUGCAAGACUGAGUCAAGAACACCACUUGUUACGUCUCACGCCAUCUUCAUAGCCAUAAUACAGUUUCAUUGGAAUUCAAAUAGAACCAUGGUAAACACUUAUAUAUGGUGCUUAUUAUAUGCCAGACACUAUACUAAGGAUUUAUAUAUAUUAACUCUAAUACUUACAAGAACUAGGGUGACCAGUGGUUUGCCUGGGGCUGAGGAGUUUGCUGGGACGCAGGAAUUUCAGUGCUAAAGCUGGGACAGUCCUAGGCAAACUGUGACAGUUGGUCACCCUGACAUAAAACAAUGUUUCUCAUAAUUUUUAUCAUUAAACUUAUUAUACUGCCUACCAGCGUUGUGCUCUCCACCCACACAGAGCCAUGAUUUCCUGCUUUGUGGUCUGCACCCAGUCCUCUUACAUUCUCCCACCAUCCUCUUCAAGAUUGGCAUGGAUUCCAUUCUGCGGUUUCCUGCCCUCUACGGCCUAGGUGACUGUCCUUGAGAUGUGUUCUGUUCUUUGCCUUCUGCUUUUCUCGUGAGGCCUGCAUGAGGCUUUCUGGGUAAUCAUUGCUGCUGCUUUCCACCUAUCCUUUAUUCCUUUUCCUUCCUUUCUUCCCUCUCCCACCCUCAUCUCCUGGAUACUUGUCCCUUUAACCUUUUCUUCCCUUUCAGGCCAGCUUUUUGUCCUUCUUCAAUGUAAGUGUCGUGUCUUGUGUUAUACGUACUGCUUCUUAGCACAUUUGAGGUUAGGUCUGGCUGGCCUCAUGCUUCAGCAGAAUGUAAUGCCACCCCUGAGGGAUGACUUCAGGACCUUUGGAAAGGCCUUUCUUUCCCCUCCAAAAAAGGCAGCAUCAUACAUCUUAGUGCUGGAAAGCCCUAGAAACUGCUGGAUCUAGCCUGUUAUCAUGAGACAAGGUAUUUACAUCUUCAGCCUCCGAAUAAAGUGUACCUUCUACUGCAUUUCUCCCACGAGGCUAACUAAAAUAUUCGCAAUUAAACUUUUUCUCCCCUUUUUAAAGUUUUGUGUCCUAUAAAAUAUGAUAAUACUGGUAAAUUCAAACAUUCUGGGGAGUAUUUACCCAUAGGCUCUAUCAGUGGUUUACAGUCCAGCAUGAAUAAGUUUAUUCUCUUCUCUGAAGCAGGUUUUGAUAAGAGCAUGAGAAGUGAGCAAUAGGACAUGAAAUCCCUUGAGAGAGGAGCUGGGAAUGGAGCACGUUGGCAAGCUGAAGGCAAACUGUUCCCCAAACCAGCAUCUCUCCACAUGCGGUCUCCAGACCAGCAGAAUCAGCAUCUCCUGAGGUUUUGUCAGAAAUGCAAAUUCUCAGGCCCCAUCCCAGAAUCAGAAACUCAGGAACUCAGGAAUGAAAUCUGGGAAUAUUCUUCCUACGUGAUGUGUUUUGUUAAUGAUCAGCUCCUGGGCGAUGCACUUGAUCUUCAGAAAUGGGCCCACAAGGUGUGGGAUAUAGUUGAUUUCAAGCCCCAGGCACUUUAUGAGGCACUUACUAUGGAUUAUUCUGCUAAAUUCUUAAGAGACACCAAGCAUGAUUUUGUGUUCUUGGACAUUUCUAUUGAUUUUUAUCCAAUUGGAAGAUUGAUUUUUGAGCUCUACUGUGAUGUAUGUCCCAAAACAUGUAAAAAUUUCCAGGUCUUGUGCACAGGAAAAGCAGGAUAUUCUCAAAGUGGCAUCAGGCUACAUUAUGCAGGUUCAGUCUUUCAUCGAGUGGUACGGAAUGGCUGGAUACAAGGCGGAGAUAUAGCAGCUGGAAAAGGAGACGGUGGAGAGUCGAUUUAUGGACCAACAUUUGAAGAUGAAAACUUUACAGUUCCUCAUAAUAAAAGGGGCAUUCUUGGAAUGGUCAACAAAGGCCGUCACAGCAAUGGGUCACAAUUCUACAUCACACUACAGCCAACUCCCUAUCUAGAUAGAAAAUAUGUGGCUUUUGGACAAUUGAUUGAAGGAACAGAAGUUCUUCAACAACUGGAAUUGGUUCCAACAGAGAAUGAAAGACCAACACAACAAUGUAUAAUUAUUGACAGCGGAGAUCUUUAUAGCUGAUUUUCAUAUGAAUAUUUUCUGACAAUUUAUUAUUAUGUAUCUGAUCAGCUGUUUCUAGAUUUAAUUAAACAGUGCUUGAUAAAAUUUAGUUUGAAAACUGGCAGAUGCUGUAGGCUGGCUCACCCAACACCCAAUCCCUCCCCAUUUUCCUUUCUUGCCUCUGCCAUAGAGACUAUGAAAGCGAAAUACUCAGUUUCCCAGCCUCUUUUGCAGCCAGGAGUGACCAUGGGAUACCAUUCUGGCCAAUGAGACAGGAGCAGAAUGCCAGUGGUCCUGCCCCUUCCCCUUCAUCCAGUCUUGAAUGCAGAGAGGCUGGAGCCCUGAAGGAAAGGCCAAGAGAACUGCAGAGAUGGCAGCCCCAACUCUUGAGCUGCAGAACCAAUACCAGCAACCACCCAUCUCUGGACUUCUUACGUAUGAGGCAAAUAGACCCCUGUUGUUUAUGUUACUGUUAGUUGAGUAUUUUGUUACUUGUAGCCAAAACGAUUCUUAAUUUAGCAGCAGUACCUAAUGGCCUUUGAAUCCUAAAACAUUUGUAAUAGAAUUAUGUUGCUGUUUGUAACUGCAUCUCUGCCAUGAGAAAGUUGGUAAAUAACCAAAUAGGAGAGAAGCAACAGAAAAAAAUAACUCAUUGUAAUAUUUCAUUGUUUAUAUGUAGCAUUCAGAAAAGGGUAUACAGACACAUGUCCCUUAAGGACUGUGAUAUGUUCUGAGAACUGUGUUGUUAGGUGAUUCCAUCGUUGUGCGAACAUCAUAGAGUGGACUUACACAAACCUGGAUGGUAUAGCCUACUUCACACCUAGGCUAUAUGGUACUAUUCUUAUGGGACCACCGUCACAUAUGCAGUCCAUCGUUGACCGAAGCGUCAUUAUGUGGCACAUGACUGUACACUUUGGAUGUUUUUAUGUAACAUGAAUAGAAUGCUUGUCUCUGAGUCAUACCAACCAUAUGAAAACCAAGGGCUUGAGUUACAGUCCCCAUGGUGGCUGACUCCUGAGGUGUUACGGGGAUCCAGCUUUUAUCAGCUGCUCCUUAAUCUGAGCUUCUCAAACCCAUGUCACCUGGGGAACUUUUAAAACACAGACUGCUGGACCCCAUCUUUGACCCAUUCAGAGUCUCUAGAUGAGGGACAAGGAUUCUGUGCAUUUAUUUGGCUCUCUCUCCCUAGAGGUUCUUGUAACUUGUAAUUAGCCAGCUGGGCACUAGUCAUUUGGGAGUCACUCCAAGAUGUAAGGGACUGGUUUCAGCCGCCUUUGUGUACUCAGCAAAGUACUUGACUCUGGUAGUGGUGACUUUGCUCAGCUGCCGCUGCCACCAUAGCCACUGUGCUCCUGCUCUGCCCGGAGCCACUGUGUUUUUCUUGCCCUUAGUGGAAGGUUUGUCUACCAAGAAGGAGCUCUCGUUGAGCCAGUCUUAAGGAGACAGGCCUUUAGUUGACUUGGGGCUUCCCAAAGGUAAGCAUAGGCUUUUUUUUUUUACUCUUUCUUUUGAAAUGUUUAUAGAUUCACAGGAAGUUGCAAAAAUAGUACAGAGUGGUUCUGUGUACUGAUCACCCAGUUUCCCCAAAAGGCAUAACUUACACAACUAUAGUACAAUAUCGAAACCAGGCAUUGCCAUUGGUACAACGUGUAUGUGUUGUCAUUUUAUCAUGUGUAGAUUCAUGUGACUGACACCACAAUUGAGACAGAACUUCUUUAGUGCCACGGAGACUUCCUUCAGGCUACCAUUUAUGGUCACACCUACUCCUCUGCCCUCCACUAACCCUAGCUCCUGAAAACAGGUGUAUACUUUUUUUUU